UAUAGAUAUACAUAUAAAAUUUUGUAUCGUGUGGUGCAUAAUCAUUGAUUUAUUUUCCCCUUUUAUUUUUCUUUAGAAAAUGAAUUCAUGUUACGUUGGUUUGGUAAGGUGUGGGGUGACAAGUGCGGGAAUCCAAACUACUGUCGGUCAACCUGGACCGUCAACUUCUGGCUACCGAGGGCGUUACGUGGUAUCAGCGUCAGGAAGUUCCGCAGCGACUCCAGCAGUGGUUCCGGCUCAAGGUUCAGUAGCAACGUCACCCUUGUCAACAUCUUCUUCUUCAACCGCAGGGUCCUCGGGUUCAUCAGGUGGUUCGUGGGCGGCGACGCCAGCCACCUCUUCAGUGGAUCCUCUGAGGGUAAAAACGGAAGAGUUGUUGUUGGAAGAUUUUACCCAGGAGCCCGAUCCAUCGGCGCCGGAGUGUCGUGAACCAAAAGCAGCAAGCCCGGUGAAUCAGAGCCCUCGGUAUAUGAUGAACUGGCAUGACGCAGAGAUGGUGACAGUCGAUUCUUCUCCCCUUGACCUGUCGCGUUAUCUGAGUGAUCCUCCAGUUUCGUCCCCUGAGGUUCCAGCCCCGCGGAAGAGGAGAUCUCAAUUUCCUACCCCUGGGGAACUUCAGUUCAUGGUCCGGGAACUACAGCCAUUAUUGCAUCUCAACGUGAUUUUAUAUCGAUCAUCGUCAUUUAUCCAGGGGACGACCAGGAUCGCUCCCGGAUUUUGGGACCCAAUAAUAGCAAUUAUCCCGGAAUCUAGGGGGUGUGUGAAGCGCUUCUUUCUUCAAUUUCCCUUGGAACUAGUGGAGCAACUGAAUCCGUCAAGGGAUUCCCUGCUGAAGACGGUACUUCACAUGUCGUCUCAGGAGUUGCGUCACUGGUUUAGAUAUACCAAGGCUCCAAGGCACGUUCAACAAUGGCUACGUAAACUAUACCGAGUGUACCGAGGGAAUUACAAUGUAUCGGCAAACAAUUAAGUGUGAAAGUUUUUUUUUUUUUUGAAAUUUAAAAAGGGGUGUCUUAUACUUAUGUAAGAGAAAUAAUAAUUGUAGAGAUUCUUUAAUUCAUAAAAAAAAAUAUAAAUAUAA
This is a messenger RNA of Cotesia glomerata, 1081 nucleotides long. RefSeq lists its product as uncharacterized. The transcript is spliced from 3 exons. The coding region runs from base 80 to 970 and encodes 296 amino acids. The record is from RefSeq and is a predicted model, not a curated record. NCBI's taxonomy places the organism in Eukaryota, Metazoa, Arthropoda, Insecta, Hymenoptera, Braconidae.